AGUGAAGACCAAGAAUUAAAAUAUUAAAUAUUUCGAAUUUUUGCUGCUCCAUAUCUUGCCACUCAAUAUUUAUGUGUGAUAUAUUAGCACUAAUUGAUAUAAAUAGAUGAUAUACAAAAUCUUCCAAGUGAAGAUCAAGAAUUAAAAUCGUCUUAAUAUUGUUGGAAAAUACAAAAAAAUGUUUGUUUGUAUAGGAAAGUUUAAGCCUUGAAAAUUAUGCUCACAAUAUUUACAGACCAUAAAGUGUUAUCAAUAAUAUCUCAUCAAAUAAAUAAUUUUGUAUUCAUAAAGAUACAUCUGGUAAUAGAGUUCAAAGUCUAAGGUGCAGCGAUAAAAAUUCCGUCUGAUUAAGAACAUCUCUAAUAACUAGCUUAAUAUUUUUAUAUUAUACAAGUCUCUUCUAAUGAUGUAAUUUCUUUAUGAUAAACAGUUAAAAUGUUAAUAAAUUAAAAGUUUAUUGCAAAUACUUUUAAAUUUUUUCUUUAUCAAUGCUUGUCCCAAACGAAACGUUAUCUAAAAAACGAUUCGUUUUUUCAUCUCGAUGUCGUCCAGUUAAAUGACAUCAGUUUUCAAACGAAACAUAGCUUAGUCGAUUGAGUAGGCUUGACGAGUCUGGAUUUUACCCAACUAAUAAAACACCAGUAUCAUCAUGUCGGUGCUAAAUAAUAUAAUCAAAAUUAACAAAUUAUAUUCGCGUAAUUCAGGGGUUUUGAGAACGUAUCUUAGAUAUUCUAGCUCUCAAAGUGAAUUUUUAAGAUCACCUUUUCCCGAUCUUAAUAUUCCGGAUGUUAAUAUUGUGGAUUAUGUUAUGCAGGGUUUUGGGAGAUGGCCCAAUAAAAUUGCUUUGGAAUGUGGUAUAACAGGAAGAAAAUAUACAUUCGACGAUGUACGAAUAAAAUCAAACAAAUUUGGAAUGGCUUUGAAAGAAAUUUUAAAACUUAAAAAAGGCGACGUUUUAGCUUUAGUUUUACCGAAUGUCCCAGAAUAUGGGCUUUGCGUGUUUGGUGCUAUGAAAAUGGGAAUUACUAUAACAACAGUUAAUCCAAUAUAUACCCCAGCUGAGGUUGAAAGACAAUUUAUUGAUUCAGACACAAAAGCAGUGGUGACAUUAGGAAUGUUUAUUCCACUUGUUAAAGCAGCCACAGCGAAAAUUAAUAAGAAUAUCCCUAUAAUUGCUAUAAAAAGUGAUCCAAAUGAACAAUUUCCUGAAGGAACGAUUAUAUUUAAUGAUUUAUUGGGGGCAAAUGUUAAUUGCAAAGAAGAUCCAAUUUUUGGGGAUGAAAUUGCGGUUAUCCCUUAUUCAAGCGGGACAACUGGUUUGCCAAAAGGAGUAGAAUUAACCAAUAACAAUUUAGUAGCAAACGUUACUCAAUAUAAUUACGACGCCGAACCAGAAAGAGAACACGAUAUUUUACCAAGCGUUCUCCCGAUGUUUCACAUUUACGGUUUUACAAAUCAAAUUUUGGGAUCUUUGCAGAAAGGAAUCAAAUUGGUUACUCUUCCGAAAUUUACACCCGAACUUUAUUUAUCAACGAUUGUAAAGCAAAAAGUAACAGCACUCAUGCUGGUACCACCAAUUGUUUUAUUUUUAAAUUCUCAUCCAGCCGUUAAACGAGAGCAUUUACAACAUCUUCGAUGCAUCGUUUGUGGAGGGGCACCAUUAAGUGCAAAUGAUGAAGCUAAAUUUAAAGAAAAAGUGGGAAAAAAUAUACCAAUAUUGCAAGGUUAUGGUCUCACAGAAACAUCACCACUAGUUCUAACUGUUCCAGAAGGAAAAGAAAAAGAUGGUGGAAUGGGUUAUGUUGUUAAUAACACUAUAGUAAAAGUGGUUUCAAUAGAUGAUCCCGAUUGUAAACAUUUAAGUUCUAAUAAUGUUGGAGAAUUACUUGUGAAAGGGCCCCAAGUAAUGAAAGGGUACCAUAAUAAACCUAAAGAAACGGAAGAAGCAUUUUGGAAUGGUUUCUUAAGAACGGGAGAUUUAGUUCGUUACGAUGAAGAUGGAAUGUUUUAUAUUUGCGAUAGAAUUAAAGAAUUGAUUAAAGUGAAAGGUUUCCAAGUUCCUCCUGCAGAAUUAGAGGAAGUUAUUAGAAGAUAUCCCGGUGUUGGAGAAGCCGCUGUUAUAGGAGUUCCGCACGAGAGAUAUGGAGAAGCACCUAAAGCUUAUAUAGUUCAGAAACAGGGAAGUAAAAUUGAUGUUGAUAAAUUGGUGGAGUUCGUUAACGCAAAUGUGGCACCAUAUAAACAACUUUCUGGUGGAGUUUCCAUUGUAGAUAAUAUUCCCAAGAAUCCAUCCGGAAAAAUAUUGAGGAGACAAUUAAAAAUUUUAUAUGAAAAAUAAAAUAUAAUAAAAAUUUUAAUAAAAUUA
Onthophagus taurus is the source of this 2365-nucleotide messenger RNA. RefSeq lists its product as uncharacterized. Gene Ontology annotation, biological process: fatty-acyl-CoA biosynthetic process; long-chain fatty acid metabolic process. Lineage: Eukaryota; Metazoa; Arthropoda; Insecta; Coleoptera; Scarabaeidae. Gene Ontology annotation, molecular function: long-chain fatty acid-CoA ligase activity. The record is from RefSeq and is a predicted model, not a curated record.